UAGCCCAUGGUAUCAAACAAUCAGAUAGUAAAAAUAGAAAUGGAAAGAUGAAAUACAAGUGAAAAAUGAGCUCCUCUUGUUGCCUGAAAAGAGGAAGGGUCCAUUCAAACCGGGACAGGACGGGAAGAGCAGCAGGAAGGGCACCCCGAGGCAGAUGUACAAAUAAGGGCAUGCCCGAGGGCUGCUUUCCAAAUCUGCCACAAGAUAAGCAGGGGGGGGGGCAGGCGGAAGCAAAAUGGAAACCAAAACAGACCUCCUCUCUCUCUCUCUCUCUCAUCAUCUCCGUCCUCCCUACUGGUCACUGCCCUCCCUCCCUGUGCAGGCAGCAGGCAGCGUCUCCUCCCAGUCCCAGCCCCCAGCACCAGAGGCCCUCACCUCAUCAGGCCCCUCAGCCUCCCCUCCAUUAAAGACAAGGGUGGCCAAGCCCAUCCAUCCUCUUCCUCCUCCUCCUCCUCCUCCUUCCAUCCCCAUCCCCAUCUUCCACCCUUCCCCCUCCUGCUCACACACACACCUACUACACACUUGCAAUUCCCUUGAGGUAACAAGCCAAGCCAAGCAAGCAGCUUUGUUACCUGCCCAACAGCAACAUGUAAACAAGCCAAACCAAGCUUCACCAUCACCAUCACCGCCGAGGUCAGCUCACCUCCCCUCCCUAGCUACCAGUAACUGCCCAGUGGGAGUGGCCAGUGAGUACCACCACCACUACUAAUCACUUCGCCUCCAGUCCAGUCCAGUCCAGUCCGCCAUGCAGUCCGGCUACGGCGGCGUGUCCGAGUUCCAGCAGUUCAUCAUGGACGGCGGCUUCGCCAUGUCCGCGCCGCCGCCUCAGCAGCAGCCGCCCCAGCCCGCCGCCGCCUCCGCCCAGGAGCUGGGCGGGCCCUUCAGGUACCAGCCUCUGCACCACCACGCGCUGCCGCCGCAGCACCACCACCACGCGCCGCACAUGCCGCCGCACUUCGCCCACUUCGGCGCCGCCCCGCCGCCGCCCUUCACGCAGCAGCUGCUGCACCAGGCGGCCGCCGCGGGGCACCACCACCUCCAGCUCUUCCACGAGCAGCAGCAGCAGCAUCACCACCACCACAAGCCCCAGCCGCCGCCGCCGCAUCCGCAGCACCACCAGCUGCCGGCCAGAUGGGCACCGCAGCCGCAGCAGCAGCAGCACCACCACCAGCAGCAGCAGCCGCAGGCCCAGACGCAUCACCACCACCACCACCACCUCGGAUUUGACGUCGAGGCUGCCGUGCCGGAGAGCUCGGGGGCUGCGGGCGCCGCGGCCUCGGGCGGCGCCGCGCCUCCGGGCGUGCCCCCGUUCUUGGCAGCCGCCAUGAACUUCAAGCUUGCGGUCGACGCCGGCGGCGGCAGCGGCGCCACGGGAGGCACCGACGACGCCCUCAACGACGGCGGUGGCGCCGCGGGCAGCGGCAUGAUGCUCCACGUUGGCGGCGGCGGCGGUGGCGACGACGAGGCCGCCACAGAGAGUCGCCUCCGCCGCUGGGCCGGCGACGAGGAGACCUCCAUUAAAGAACCCACCUGGCGGCCGCUGGACAUCGACUACUUACACAGCUCGAGCAGCAGCAAGAGGACGGGGAAGGAGAAGGUGGCCACGCCGGAGUCCCCCGCGCCGGUUGCCGCCGCCAAUUACUUCAAGAAAGGCGACGAUAAUGCCGCUGCUGCCGCAGCCGCUGCGGCCGCGGGCGGCGGCAACUACAAGCUGUUCAGCGAGCUGGAGGCCAUCUACAAGCCGGGGAGCGGCGGCGCGGGCGUCGCCCAGACGGGCUCCGGCUCCGGCCUCACCGGAGACGACAAUGCCAUCCUCGAGCCGGCCAUGGCGGACCUCCCGGACGUGGCGGCCGCGGCCGCGGGCCCGCAGCUCAACACGUCGGAGACGUCGGCCGGGGAGGAGGCGGCCGCGGUGGUGCAGCCGCAGCCGCAGCUCCAGCCGUCGACGGACGCGGCGCGGCGCAAGCGGAAGCGUCGGCGGCAGCAGCAGCAGGAGCAGCUGAGCGCGUCGGCGUCCUUCUUCGAGCGGCUCGUGCAGCGUCUGAUGGAGCACCAGGAGAGCCUCCACCGGCAGUUCCUGGAGGCCAUGGAGCGGCGCGAGCGGGAGCGCGCUGCGCGGGACGAGGCCUGGCGGCGGCAGGAGGCCGACAAGUUCGCCCGCGAGGCCGGCGCGCGCGCGCAGGACCGCGCUAGCGCCGCGGCGCGGGAGGCCGCCAUCAUCGCCUACCUGGAAAAGAUCUCGGGCGAGUCCAUCACGCUCCCACCGCCCGCCGCGGCGUCCGGCGACGACACGAGCCAGGACGCGACGGCGGCCGGCAACGGCAAGGAGCUGGUGCCGUACGACGGCGGGGACGCGACGGCGCACGAUGGGGGCGGCGCCGGCGGGUCGCUGCACCUCAGCACGUCGCGGUGGCCCAAGCACGAGGUGGAGGCGCUGAUCCGGGUGCGGACGGGGCUGGAAGGGCGGUUCCAGGAGCCCGGGCUCAAGGGCCCGCUGUGGGAGGAGGUGAGCGCGCGCAUGGCGGCGGCGGGCUACGGCCGCAGCGCCAAGCGCUGCAAGGAGAAGUGGGAGAACAUCAACAAGUACUUCCGCAAGGCCAAGGAGAGCGGCAAGAAGCGGCCGGCGCACGCAAAGACGUGCCCCUACUUCGACGAGCUGGACAGGCUCUACUCCCGCUCGGGCCACUCGGCGGCGGCGGCGCGCGACGGCGAGGCCAAUGCCGGGGGAGGCGAGGCCAAGCAGGCGAGCUCGGAGCUGCUGGACGCGGUGGUCAAGUACCCCGACGUGCGCUACGGCCCGCCGGGGUUCGGGAUGGACAGGGAGCAGGUCUCCGGCGGCAAUAACAACGCUAAUAAUGAAGGUGGAGAGGACGAUGGCGACGGGGAGGAGGACGGCAUUGGCAAGGGCAGGGCCGGCGAUGAUCAGGACGACGACGAGGUGGACAGCCAUGGCCACGAUGAUGAGUAGCUAGAGCUACAGUACCCCCACACCUCUCUCUCUCUUUCUAACCGUUGAUGAUGAGUAGCUAGCUAGCUGCAUUGCAUUGCAUUGCAUUGCAUGCAUGGCAAUGGCGUUGUUGCCAUGGAUAUGGAUGCGAGCACAGGACGGACGGACGGACGGACGGACAUGCGAUGCGAGCUGGGCGCCCAAGGAAUCCUUUCCUUUGUUGAACAAAUUUGCUUAGCAAUCUGUUUAAUUUGUUCUUUCUUUCUUGUUACUAAAUUACUACUACUAGCUGUUAUUACUAGUGCAUUUCAACACUUGUUAUUAGCUAGCACUCCAAUGCUGCUUCUGCUUCUAGCUAGUUGUUUUUUUUUGUAAUUUUGUAUACUACUACUACUACUACUACUACUACUAUAUGAUAUGAAUAUGAUGCAUGGUCAUCUACAAGAUACUGUUAAUUACUACUAGUCUAAAAAUAAGGUGCCAUGAUUAAUUUGUUA
Molecule: messenger RNA, 3444 nt
Organism: Sorghum bicolor (sorghum)
Lineage: Eukaryota; Viridiplantae; Streptophyta; Magnoliopsida; Poales; Poaceae
Product: trihelix transcription factor GTL1
Exons: 2
Coding region: 746-2968 (740 amino acids)
Source: RefSeq, a predicted model, not a curated record